AUGGCCGAAGAAUCGCAGGACAAGGCCCAAACUUUUCAUAUUGAAGAGGGCAAAUCCCCAGUGUUGUACGAUGAGACGUUCGAUGAUCCUGACAACCCGUUGAACUGGCCGUACUGGCUGAAAAUCUACAUUGCCCUCCUCAUGGCACUUUUGGGAUUUCUGGCGCAGUUCUGCUCCUCUCUCAUCAACCCAGGGUAUGUCACGAUGUCCAAGGAUCUGGGCAUCACCAUCGAGCAGAGUUCCUACUGCACGACCGUCUUCAUCGUCUUCAGUGGGAUCGCGCCCAUGUUCGUGGUCCCCUAUGGCAAUGUCUAUGGGCGGCGAAUCCUCUUCGUGGUCUUCUCAUUUAUCAGCACGCUCGGGGCUAUCGUGACUGCCGCUGCCCCCACAUAUGGUGGGGUGAUCGUCGGGCGUAUCAUCAAUGGCAUUGGGCAGGGUAUUCCACUGGGAGUCGGGGUAGUGACGAUCUGUGAUUUGUUUCGUCAGCAUGAGCGAGGCCUCUGGGUCGGCCUGUAUACUAUCGGCGUCACCAACGGUCCGCACGUUGCUCCCAUCGCCGGCGGAUACAUCACGCAGCGGCUGGGCUGGCGCUGGUGCUUCUGGGUGCCGGCCAUCUUCCAAGGAAUCGUCUGUCUGAUUCUGCUGCUCACGCUACCUGAGACAUUAUACCUGCGCGGUGACUCGAACCGCUUGCGCCACCGGCCGUACUGGGGCCGGCUGUUUUUCUUCGGCAAGGUGAUCGACCGACCCAUUGAGGCAGAACAGUUCUGGAGGCCUUUCAAGUUGAUCCGCCACGCGACCGUCGCCCUGCCGGCGCUGUACUUCUGCACCUGCAACACUUUCGGGAGCACGCUCUUCGCCGUGACCGGGGCCAACAUCGGGGCCAAGAUCUUCGGGUUCGAUACGGAACAGACUGGUUUGUUCAUGGGCGUGCCCCUGUCGGUCGGGUGCAUGAUUGGUGAAGCUUCGGCGGGCUGGGUGAGUGACAGGCUGUUGGCGCUGUACGCCCGACGCCACGGGGGCAACCAAAAGCCAGAGGCGCGUCUGUUCCUGAUGCCCCUGUGCACGACGCUCUGUGUCGGGACUGCGACGUACGGGCUCUGUAUCCAGAACCGCUACCCGUGGAUCCAGGCGUCGGUCUGCAUGGCCAUCUCCGGCUUUGGGCUGCAGAUAGCCACAACCAUGGUAUACACGUACUGCACGGACAGCUAUCGGUCCCGGGCCAGCGAAGUGGGUGCUGUCCUGAACUUCUUCAAGUGCGUCUUCGCCUUCAAUGUCGGUUUCUAUGCACUCCCCUUUGCGGGUAAAGUUGGCUACACAACGGCUUUUUCAGUUCUGGCCUCUAUCAACGGCGCCUGUCUCUUUCCUCUCCUGAUAUUGUUCUUUGUGGGCGAGAGAAUCCGCAUCCAGUCAUCAGAUAUCGACUAUUAG
This is a messenger RNA of Penicilliopsis zonata CBS 506.65, 1431 nucleotides long. RefSeq lists its product as hypothetical. The transcript is spliced from 6 exons. The record is from RefSeq and is a predicted model, not a curated record. Gene Ontology annotation, biological process: transmembrane transport. Gene Ontology annotation, molecular function: transmembrane transporter activity. Lineage: Eukaryota; Fungi; Ascomycota; Eurotiomycetes; Eurotiales; Aspergillaceae. Bases 1 to 1431 code for a protein of 476 amino acids.